AUGGCCAAGCUUGAAAAGUUGGCGUUCAUGUAUAUCAACCACAACCUUCUGGACACCGUGGACAAGUUCGAACACAUGAAGGCAUGUCUCGACGGAGGGGACGACGAGGAAGAAUAA
Phytophthora nicotianae INRA-310 is the source of this 117-nucleotide messenger RNA. RefSeq lists its product as hypothetical. Bases 1 to 117 code for a protein of 38 amino acids. The transcript has a single exon. The record is from RefSeq and is a predicted model, not a curated record. NCBI's taxonomy places the organism in Eukaryota, Oomycota, Peronosporomycetes, Peronosporales, Peronosporaceae.